Messenger RNA from Funneliformis geosporum, 1209 nucleotides. Lineage: Eukaryota; Fungi; Glomeromycota; Glomeromycetes; Glomerales; Glomeraceae. The record is from the annotation of a GenBank genome assembly.
AUGUCGAAUGAUAAAGGAUCAUUGGAAUGUCUUCCAAUUUAUUCAUUCCUCUUUCCGAAUGAAAAAGGUUCUAGCUUAUAUAAUGCUUAUGACCGAAAUGAGGUAGAAGAUAAAUUAGUUAUCAAAAUCGACCAAGAUGGUGAUUAUGCUCCCAAAUUUUCUGUUGCAGAUGAUAUUUCAGAAGUAUAUGGCCUAUCCGGGAUUCAUGAAUGUAUUAAUGACCAAAAACCUUUAAGAGCCGUGAUUGAUAUAGAUGCUUCACAAGAAGAUAUGAAAAUAACUAAUGUUAAGACGCAAGAAGUAUUCUUUCGAAUCUGCUUAUCUUUUAUAAGAGCCUUGUAUCGAAUUCUUGAUUGUAGCUGGAAGGAUAUUCUCAAUGGUUUAGUAAUCGCUACAUCAUCGGACUCUAGCAAGUGUAGCUACCAUAUUUUAUACGCACCAGCUCUUCUUAUUGAUCAUCACGAACUCAAAGCAUUUACUGAAUUAGUAUAUACUAUAACUGGGGAAAAAUUUGGCAAGUUUAUUGAUCGAAAAUUACCUGGUCAAACUUUUAACCUUCGUCUUAUUGGUUCAGCAAAAAAAAGUCGCAUAAAGCGUAUUCUUCAAUUCUUUCUAGAUAAUGGCUGGAAUGAACUCGAUCAUGUUAGGGUUCAACCGCCUCCUAGUUUGGGACUUGAAGUAAGACCUCAGAUGCUUAGUGAAGAAAAAAAUAAUAAUCCAUUAAAAAUAAUCAUAGGUCAGGAUGAAUUGCAAAAAUAUGCGAAACUUGUUUUGCAAAAGCAUUCUAACUAUCUUAGAGAUUGGACUAUCGAAGAAAAGGAAGAAAUGAAGGAAAACUUCGUAUAUUUCAACCGGAAAGCUCUACUAGAAUGUCCACUCUGCAAAUGUAUACAUGACAAGGAUCAGCAGUGGUUCGGCCGUGUAUGCGCUAGCAAUGGGAGGUUCAUCGUAAAAUGCUUUCGGCAGAAUAGUGAUGAACCAGAGGAAAUUUUUGAAUGUGACCCAUCUAUUGCAGAAAAAAUUCGGCAAGAAAAUAAAAAAUCUCUGCAAUCCUUUCACAAGGUCAAGUAUGAUGAUCCCCUUACAGCUACAGAAAUAUAUGAGGAGAGAUAUGUAAGAUCAUUACCUAAUGAAGGCGAUAUUUAUGUGGGAUCACCUUGGGAGACAGGAAAAACAUAUAUUCUAGAGCAUCUUACUAUAUCUGAUGAC